UUCACUUUCUCAGUUUUUCACUCUUCGCAGCGCCAAAGAAUACGAUUCCGAUCUGCCACCGCACCGGCGGAGAUAAUUCCAAUUCAAUUGAUUCCAGCCAUGGCUUCCUCUCCGGCAUUGUGUUAUCUCACUCCAAAAGACACGUAUCCGAAGGAACCUUCACAAAUUAGGGUAAAAAACAAAACCCCUGCACCGAUUCAAAUUACAGCAAAACUAAUCCUUGCUGAAGCUAGGGUUCAGGAGGACUCUGUUUUCCGUCCUCCAAUCGAUAAAAUCUCCGAUCAAAUUGAGCUCAACAACAUUGUUAAUGAUGUCUCCACCAUCACAACACCAAAAGGACAAAAAUCUGUGAUUCAAGAAAUCUCAACAUGUCCACAAGCACCAAAGAAAUCAAAGAAAAGGAACAUGGAAAUGGAUUAUGUUAAGGUUAUUGAUGAUGAUGAUGAUUUUUAUAACACCAACAGGUCAAAGAUUUCGGCUAUCAGAAGAAAUUUCAACAUGCCUACAAGCAACACCAAAGUACUAAGAGAGAGUACCUUCAAAUUUCUCAAUCUUGUCGAUCAAAUUGAGCUCGACAAGAUUGUUGAUGAUGUCUCCUCCAUCACAAUUAACAAUGUAUGUUCAACACCAAAAGGACAAGAAUCUGUGAUUCAAGAACAAAGGGUGGUUUCAAAGAAAAGGAACCUAGAAUUGGACAUGGAUUCUGUUAAGGAUACUGAUGAUGAUGUUUAUGACACCAACAGGUCAAAGAUUUCGGCUAUCAGAAAAAAUUUCAACAUGUCCACAAGUAACAAAGUAAGAGAGAGUACCUUCAGAUUCACCGGUUUCAUUUGAAGGUCAAAGAUUUCGGAUAUCACAAGACUCGGAGAUUUUGCUUCAAGAUUCUAUUCUUUCAUUUGUUUGCUAAUGUAUAUGUAUAUGCUUCAGAAUCUUUGAUUUGAAGUUAGUAUUGAUGUUAGGGGACAGUGUUUUAUUCCUUAAUCCUUUUUAAUUUUCUGAUAAUUUUAGCUUAUUAUAGUU
Messenger RNA from Trifolium pratense (red clover), 1020 nucleotides. RefSeq lists its product as uncharacterized. Lineage: Eukaryota; Viridiplantae; Streptophyta; Magnoliopsida; Fabales; Fabaceae. The transcript has a single exon. Bases 100 to 834 code for a protein of 244 amino acids. The record is from RefSeq and is a predicted model, not a curated record.